AUGGCGGAAAACGGGGACGUGGGGCACGGUGCCACGGCGCCUGACGAUUCCCGACCUCUCAUUUUCUUCUGCACUGGCAAUUCAAACAAGUUGGCGGAGGUUCAACAAAUCCUAGGAGAUCGAAGCGUUCGACUCGUUGCGGCAAAUGUUGACUUGCCCGAGCUUCAAGGGGCGUCACCUGCUGAGAUUGCAGAAGCCAAGUGUCGAUCCGCUGUGCGCCAACUGCAGCUUUCGGACGCAGAAUUGCCGCAGAACGCACUCGUGAUGGUUGAAGAUACUUGCCUGUGCUUCAACGCGCUCAAAGGUUUACCAGGUCCAUAUGUGAAAUGGUUUCUUCACAAACUUGGACCAGAGGGACUCCCAAGCCUCCUAGCAGCGUAUGAGGAUAAGAGCGGCUAUGCGUUGUGCACACUGUGCGUGGCAGAGGUUGGCAGAGUUAAACACGAAGGCGACGAACCGCAUUUCCACACCCUUGAAGGCCGCACAGACGGCAUUAUCGUGACGGAGCCACGAGGAAAGCGCGACUUCGGAUGGGAUCCGAUCUUUCAGCCUGAUGGAUUCAAGUUGACCUACGCAGAAAUGGACAAGGCUGUGAAGAAUUCUAUAUCGCAUCGAUAUAAGGCAAUGGAAGCGCUUAAGGAGGCGGAUCGCCACCGCUUUUCUGUUCAGAUGUUGGCAUACAAAGUGGGGCCCUUUGUGGGCACCAAAGCCUAA
This is a messenger RNA of Neospora caninum, 714 nucleotides long. Its product is annotated as Nucleoside-triphosphatase, related. The transcript has 7 exons. Gene Ontology annotation, biological process: nucleoside triphosphate catabolic process. Gene Ontology annotation, molecular function: nucleoside triphosphate diphosphatase activity. Gene Ontology annotation, cellular component: cytoplasm. The record is from RefSeq and is a predicted model, not a curated record. The coding region runs from base 1 to 714 and encodes 237 amino acids. NCBI's taxonomy places the organism in Eukaryota, Apicomplexa, Conoidasida, Eucoccidiorida, Sarcocystidae.